UUGGGCGAGCUCUCCAAGCAGCGGAGGCAGACAUGAAGCAGUGGUGAGAGCCCGGCGGAGAGCUGCGGAGCUGAAAUGAAGCGCACACCCGGAGCGGCUCACACCGUGCAGCUCCGUGCGGCUAGAGGAAGAGGCUCCGCGCCGCUAAAGCUGAAGGCUGCUCCGGCUGAAUGAAGGGCUCCGUCCAUGCGGAGGCUAGCGCUCAUUCUGCUGCCCUGUGCUGUCGCCUUCCUGGUGCACUUGUGGUUGGCACAACGACCCUCCUCCACCCCGCUGGACAACAGCACACACUCGGAUGGAGCACUACCUUUCUAUGAAGUUUUGGUGGGAGUGCUGUCAGCCCGACACCAUUAUGAACUGCGACAAGCGAUAAGGGAGACCUGGCUGGGCUACCUCCGAGAUCACCCCCACUUCCAGCACAGGGUGGGUGUGAAUUUCAUCGUGGGCAAUCAUGGGUGUCCCAUUCCGGAGGAGGACAGAGAGGAUCCGUACUCCUGCUCCAUCCUGAACUUCACCGAGCCAGUAACUGGCCGCCAUCCCUCUUCCCCAGUGACGGGGCAGGAUGCAGAGAUAGAGAUCGUGACUGUUUCUGACCCCUCUGUGCUCGCCCCGUCCGACGUGUCGGCCAUCGCCCUGGAUUUCAAGGUCCUCCACCCGGUGGUGAUCACCAGGCUGGGGGUGUUUCCCAGUGGGACUCGACCCGAGCUUCAGAGCAACAUAACGGUUAAGCUUCUCCAGCUGGACCAGGAGGAGGCUGUGGUUACUGCUCGCUUCAGUGCCAUCAGCCCAGGGACCAUGGUGAACUGGGUGUGGUACAAACCAGUGGAGCAGUUCAUCUUGCCUAAGGGUUUUGAGGGGACACUGGUUUGGGAGAGUCCGGACUCUUCUGGUCUCACAACAGUCAACUCCUCCUCUGUCCUGCUCAACAAUGGAGGAGGUGUCCUCAAGAUCUCCUCUAUCACAGAGGGCAUAUUGCCUCACAGAAGUGCUCUUGGAUUCCCUGGUUUGGCUGGAGGGUUCACAUUUACCAUCUACGAUGGAGACGGUCUGUCGGGGCUCCUGCGGGGCCGCCCAGCCAGGAUGGAGCACCAUGCCUCCAGGCUGAGGCAGGAGGACGCUGCCUUGCAGCAGGAGAGCCUGAGGCACGGCGACAUGGUGUUCGUCGAUGUCGUAGACACCUACAGGAACGUGCCUUCCAAACUGCUUCAGUUCUAUAAAUGGUCUGUGGGAAACGCUGACUUUAAUCUGCUGCUGAAGACAGAUGAUGAUUGUUACAUUGACGUGGACUCAGUAUUAAUGAAGAUUGACCACAAGGGUCUAAAGCGCAGCAAUUUCUGGUGGGGGAAUUUCAGGCAGAGCUGGGCAGUGGAUCGCAUUGGGAAGUGGCAGGAGCUGGAGUAUGCGAGUCCAGCCUACCCGGCGUUUGCCUGUGGCUCAGGCUAUGUGGUCUCUCGUGACCUGGUCCAGUGGCUCGCCAGUAAUGCAGAGAAGCUGAAGGCCUACCAGGGAGAAGAUGUGAGCAUGGGGAUAUGGAUGGCAGCAGUUGGACCACAGAAAUAUCAGGACCCCGGCUGGCUGUGUGAGAAAGAGUGCUACCUGGACAUGCUGUCGUCGCCCCAACACACAGCUGAGGAGCUGCACAUCCUCUGGGACAGGAAGAGGGCCUGUGGAGACCCCUGCGGUUGUCCCUGGGGCCACUAAAUCUGGCUCGCACCACACUUGCCACUGGCACUGUGGGUAAAAUGCACUCAACAGCGGUUGUCAGUUCAGUGUCUGUGGUUCCCUUAAAAGCCCAAACUGAGCCGUUUCAGAGUUUUAUCAAUGUUAUUUUAUGAUAUAAACACUGAGAUUUUUGAAAAUGUGUGAUUUUCUGUUGGAAAUUAUCUUAAACAACUUUGGGAUUCAAAUGCAGGUUCUCCAUAUUAAAAAAAAAAAAAAAAAAUCCAACAAUCAACCAUUUGCAGCUUGAGAAUACAUUAAAAACACAUGUAGCUGUAGCAUACUAUUAGUAUUUGCAUCAUGAAAUCAGUUACUAAAUUUGAAAAUGUCUUCAGUGGAACGGACAAAAUGUGGAAAAAGACUUUGGGUUUAAAGAUGUUUUAGUAAUCUGGUAACUGACGGGGGUGGACAAGAACCAUGUGCAAUACCAGCAUGUGAUGGUCAUGGUGUACGAGACAUCGCUGUAAUACUUGAGUACUUUGUAAUAUUAUAAUUACUUGUACUCUGAUAUCUCAGACUUAAACCUUUUGCUUUAAAAGGGAUACUUGAUGUUAUUUUUAAGAUGACUGCUUUACA
Molecule: messenger RNA, 2295 nt
Organism: Xiphias gladius (swordfish)
Lineage: Eukaryota; Metazoa; Chordata; Actinopteri; Istiophoriformes; Xiphiidae
Gene: b3galnt2
Product: beta-1,3-N-acetylgalactosaminyltransferase 2
Exons: 12
Coding region: 187-1701 (504 amino acids)
Cellular component (GO): membrane
Molecular function (GO): hexosyltransferase activity
Source: RefSeq, a predicted model, not a curated record